Manihot esculenta (cassava) is the source of this 648-nucleotide messenger RNA. RefSeq names its product peptidyl-prolyl cis-trans isomerase FKBP12. Bases 117 to 455 code for a protein of 112 amino acids. NCBI's taxonomy places the organism in Eukaryota, Viridiplantae, Streptophyta, Magnoliopsida, Malpighiales, Euphorbiaceae. Gene Ontology annotation, molecular function: peptidyl-prolyl cis-trans isomerase activity. The transcript has 5 exons. The record is from RefSeq and is a predicted model, not a curated record.
AGGAAACCGGAGUGUGCGGUCGUAAAAGUAAAAGAGCAUAUCAGCCAAGUGAAGCGGCAAACCUAGAACUCUCAGAAAAGCGACAGAGAUUCAACAGUAGCAAACCAAACUAGACGAUGGGAGUAGAGAAGCAACUUAUCAGGCCCGGCACCGGUCCGAAGCCUGCCGCCGGCCAAAGUGUCACCGUUCACUGCACUGGUUUUGGGAAAAAUGGUGAUCUCUCUCAGAAGUUUUGGAGCACAAAGGACCCUGGGCAGAAGCCUUUCACAUUCAAAAUUGGCCAGGGAAAUGUUAUAAAAGGAUGGGAUGAAGGUGUCUUGGGAAUGCAAAUUGGAGAAGUUGCUCGUCUGCGGUGCUCUCCGGACUACGCAUAUGGAGCCAGUGGAUUUCCAGCAUGGGGAAUACAACCUAACUCAGUCCUGGAUUUUGAGAUUGAGGUCCUGAGUGCGGAGUGACUUCCCAGUAGGAUUAGGCAAUCCUCUACAACUUCAAAUGGAAUCAUCUAAUAAUUAACUUGUCAUGGACAUAAAUGAGUGUUGUCUACAUACUUUUGAUGGAUAUGUUAUUUGGUUAACGUGAGAUGCUUGUCCUGUUAUAACUUUUGUGCGAGUCUCUAAUAAUAAUUUAAACGAGAUGAUGCAAAACUCA